UAAUGAGAGAAGUACCAACUCCAAUCUGUUCAUAAGGGCUCCAAGAAGAAAUUGUGUCCUAGGGAACCGGUGAUCGCUUUCUUUCCUUCGCUCCACGUCUCUUCCUCUGCUUCUUCGAUGGAGGGAACCAGGAAGGCUCCCGCCGACUCCACAAUGCUACUCAAGCAGCUUAGGAGCUUCCGUUCCUUCCUCACGACGGGGAAGACCGUGGCCUUCGCGUACGGUUUCCUGACCGCUUUCGUAUUCUUCACCAUCUUCCUUGCCUUCUCUAUCUCCACGAAGCCCAGCGGCGACCGCAAUGGCCACGACUCCACUGGGAAUAUUUUGCUCACUGAAGAGAUACUCCUGGGAAGUGCUGUCCACUCUGUUUCUGCAAACCGAUGCAUUUCUACUUUCUACAGAAGUUACCAACAAGAACAAUUUCUUCCGCCCCCUCCUGCCACCAUGAAUCUGACGGAAACCCAUGAAGCUCUGAACCCCGAGAACGAGAUUCGAAUUGUCGCUGCUCCAGCUGAAGAAGGAAGGAAUAGUGCCGCGGGCAAAUGGGAGGACCGGAGGGAGUCACUCAAUGGUACUGGGAAAUUCUCCCAGGUCACUAACUUUGAGAGAGAGGCAGUUCCGGACAGCCCGAGCAAGACGCCAAGUGCUCCGGUAGUGACUCUGGCCGGAGACAGCGGCACGACUUCCGGCGACGCCUCCAUGGUGAUCAAGGAGAUCAAUGGAGGUAAUGCCUCCACGGGUCUUGGAGAAGGUCGUGCCAGUCGUAGACGCCGAAGCAGAAGGUGGCCGACGAAUACUAGCAGGAGGCCGGGCGCCGGAGGAGACGGAGGAAAUGCAGAAUGCAAUAUAUUUGAGGGGAGGUGGGUGAGGGAUGAUUCCUACCCUCUCUACGCCGCCGGGUCGUGUCCCUUCGUACACGAGCCCGUCAAUUGUAUUAAGAACGGCCGGCCGGACAGCCUUUACGAGAAAUGGAGAUGGCAGCCCAAAGAUUGCAAUAUCCCCAGAUUGGAGGGGAAAGGGAUGCUGGAGAGGCUGAGAGGGAAGCGUCUGGCGUUUGUGGGCGACUCCCUCAACAGGAACAUGUGGGCAUCUCUCAUUUGCAUCCUCUGGAGCUCGGUGGAGGACAAGAGGCGGGUGCAGUGGGCGAUGGGCCGCCGUAACUUCGGAACACCACAUGCCGGCGGCUUCACAUUCAUGGACUAUAAUUGUUCCGUGGAGUUCUACUGGUCGGCCUUCCUGGUGGAGGAAGUGAAGACUGGUAUGCCCGACGGGACGACCAAGGCGACCCUGAAGCUUGACACCAUCGCAUCGGCUGCCGCCUCCUACAAGGACGCCGACAUCCUGGUCUUCAACUCCGGCCACUGGUUUACUCCCUCCAAGACAAAUAACGGGAAGGAUUUCUAUCAAGUAAAGGACCGUGUUCUCAAGAAAAUGAGCGAUUUUAGAGGUUACAAAAGAGCGCUUAGCACAUGGGCAAAAUGGCUCGACGCAAACGUGAACCCGAAGAAGACCAUGGUUUUCUUUAGAGGGUAUACGAAUGCACAUUACUGGGGAGGGGAAUGGAAUACGGGAGGUUUUUGUCACAACCAAGCGGAGCCCAUAAGGGAGAACGGCCGUCUACCGUCUCACCCGCCGAAGGCGAAGGCGCUGGAGUCUGUGAUCCACGGAAUGAAGACCCCAAUCUCAUAUCUCAACGUUACCAAGAUGUCGGACUACAGAAAAGACGGGCACCCUUCCAUCUACACGAAGCCGAAGUUGAGCGCAGAAGAGAGGAAAGCACCGCCGAAAGCUCAGGACUGCAACCACUGGUGCCUGCCGGGCGUGCCUGACUCGUGGAACGAACUCUUAUAUGCAAAGCUGCUGACGACAUAGCUGGACAAGGGUCAGGCCGUCCUAACAUGAGAUAAAAUGCAGACUCCAGUUUCAGCAGCCGUGAAAUCGUUGCCGACGGUGCAGCGGUGGAGGUAUCAGUUCUAUCAAGUUGGACGAAGGAGAUGAAACAGCCAGCUGCUGCCGACGGCGGAAACCUGGGAGUACAAGUGUGUUGUGUAUUGCCGAGUUCUUGCUUUUAGGUUCAAGCCGUCGCCAAGUCUGAUUCAAAUAGCAAUCAACUGGUACAGUAAAUCAUCUCACAGAACAGAAACGGGUUCGUUGUUGAACUUUCAAUGACUAGUUUCUCUGGUUUUUCCCUUCACUCUUUCGCUCAAGUUGGAACUCUAGCCAGUGUGCCCCGAUGCGGUGUAUUAAUCUAUUUGGUCAUCCUAGCUUCACAUACUUGCUAUUUCAUUCCUAAUUAUACC
Molecule: messenger RNA, 2300 nt
Organism: Nymphaea colorata (pocket water lily)
Lineage: Eukaryota; Viridiplantae; Streptophyta; Magnoliopsida; Nymphaeales; Nymphaeaceae
Product: protein trichome birefringence-like 4
Exons: 5
Coding region: 118-1872 (584 amino acids)
Cellular component (GO): Golgi apparatus
Molecular function (GO): O-acetyltransferase activity
Source: RefSeq, a predicted model, not a curated record